AUGUUUAAUUUAGGUGGUGCCCCAACCGGUGCCGCAACAGAUAAUCAAUCUUCAAAACCUUUUGGAGGCUUUGGUUCAUCUUCUAAUAAUACAUCAACUAAUAGCAAGCCAGCUUUCAACUUCUCAGCCAAUACGGCAACUGCAGGCACGAACAAUAGUGCUUUUUCAUUUGGCCAAACUCCAGGAACAACAGGAGCUACAGGUGGUACUAAUUCCACUGCAUUUGGCGCUUCAAAUCCAAGUGCAAAUGCACAAUCCACUGCUGCUAAGCCAAAUUUAAAUUUUGGAUCAACUUCAUCAGCAUUUGGUUCAACACCAUCUGCAUUCGGAUCAACCCCAUCAGCAUUUGGAUCUACAGGAGCUGCACCAAGUGCUUCUGCUUUCGGUACCUCAACUAAUACACCAGGUGCUUCUGCUUUUGGCGCUUCAACUAAUACACCAGGUGCUUCUGCUUUUGGUACCUCAACUAAUGCACCAGCUACUUCUAUAUUAAAUACAUCAUCUAAUGCUCCAUCAACUUCUCCAUUUGGUUUUGGCACCAAACCUUCCACUACAACCACCGAAAGUAAUGACAGUUCGAAACCGGCAAUUGGAUUUACCAUUCCAAAGCCAAAUGCUAAUGCAGGUUCAACUGCUACUACCAGUGCCACUACAGAUAAUAAACCAGCAUUCAAUUUCUCUGGAACUGGAAACAAUGUCCAAACGAAACCUACAUUUGGUGGAUUUGGAAGUACUUCAGGUACAGCUGAGAAGAAAGAUGAUUCUAAACCUACAGGCGCGACCCCAUCAUUUUCACUAAGUGGAACUAAUAAUAGUACAGGGACUCAACCUUUUGCAUUUGGUGCCACCAAACCUUCUACACAGGCAGAUGGAAAGACUGAAUCUACAAAGCCCAGCUUAUUCUCUGGUUCAGCAAACCCAAAACCAAGCUCAUUGUUUGGUUCCUCAUCUGCUUCAACUGGUAAUAGUGAAAAUAAGAAAGAUUCUACAGAAAAUCCAACUCCGUUAUUCGGCUUAAAUUCGAAUACCAACGCUUCCACAAAACCAGCAGCUGCCGCUUCAAUUGGUUUUAAUUUCGGUGGAAAUAAUUCUUCAAAGGAUGAUAAAAAACCACCCGCUGGCAUUUCAUUCGGAUCGACUACAGAACAGGUAUCUAAACCUGCAACUGAUUUUUCAUUUGGACUAACAUCCAAAAAGGAAGAAUCUUCUAAGCCAGAUAAUGAAGCAAAGAGCUCAUUGUUAAUGGGAACUGCAAAGGAUAAUGACGCCAAGAAGCCAUCCUUUUCACUAAAUAUGGAUAAAAAAAAUGAUUCGAAAAUUGGUGAAUUUUCCCUUGGAGGAGAUAGAAAGGAAGAAACGAAACCAACUUUUUCUUUCGGUGCUAAAAACGAUGGCUCGGAUGCCAAGAAGGAUGACAGUAAACCAGCUUUUUCAUUUGGUGGUAAAAAGGACGAUAUUGAUUCUAAAAAGGAAAAACCAAAUGACACCAAAGAUGAUACCAAGCCUGCUGCUGCCUUUCAAUUUAGCAGCAAACCAUCUGAUAAAACUGCUGACAGUAAAUCAUCUUCUACAGGCUUUUCGUUUGGAAGUGGCACACCAUCAACUAGUACUAAGGAUGAAACUUCAACCACUACUUCUACUACUACUACUACUGGUCCAGGAUUUUCAUUGGGUGGAACAACUAAAACUGAUGAGAAGAAAGCUGACACCUCGAAAGCAACCCCUUCAGGAACAGCAAGUUCCAAUGUGGCCAGCAGCCAGACAUUGAACUCUAAAGAGGUCGAAAUCAAGCCAAUAUCUUUAGAUAACAAAACCUUGGAUGAUUUAAUUACUAAAUGGACAGAACAGCUAUCGGGAGCGGCUACUCACUUCAAUGAAUAUUCGAAUAAAAUUAAUCAAUGGGAUGAAACAUUAGUAAAAGGUGGUGGAUUGAUCAGUAAAUUAUAUUCAGAUACUCUAGUAGCGGAACAGACUCAAAAUAAGAUUGAUCAGUCACUUCAAUAUAUAGAGAGACAGCAAGAUGAAUUGGAAACAUUCUUAAACAAUUAUGAAAAGAAAACUGAAACAUUACUAUCAGAGAUCCUUUCAGCAAAUUCUGGAAGUGCUGCUAAUAAUAAUGACCAAAAGAGACAACAAGCGUACGAAACAGCAGAAACAUUAGAUGCCAAUUUAAACGCUUUAUCUUCGAAUUUAUCAUCAUUAAUUGAUGAAAUUAACGAAGUAAGUAAUACCUUUAACAAAGCCACUAGUUUGAACCUGAAUAGUAAAGAUGAAAGUGCACAACUUGUAAAGCUAUUGAAUACACAUCUAGAUGCAUUGAAAUCAUUGGAUACAAACUCAACCUCAUUGGAAUCCAAAUUAAAACACUUGGGUCAAUGA
This is a messenger RNA of Vanderwaltozyma polyspora DSM 70294, 2379 nucleotides long. It is a transcript of the gene NSP1, whose product is annotated as FG-nucleoporin NSP1. The transcript has a single exon. Gene Ontology annotation, cellular component: nuclear pore central transport channel; nuclear pore. The record is from RefSeq and is a predicted model, not a curated record. The coding region runs from base 1 to 2379 and encodes 792 amino acids. Gene Ontology annotation, biological process: RNA export from nucleus; protein import into nucleus. Gene Ontology annotation, molecular function: structural constituent of nuclear pore; phospholipid binding. Lineage: Eukaryota; Fungi; Ascomycota; Saccharomycetes; Saccharomycetales; Saccharomycetaceae.